Molecule: messenger RNA, 2250 nt
Organism: Charadrius vociferus (killdeer)
Lineage: Eukaryota; Metazoa; Chordata; Aves; Charadriiformes; Charadriidae
Gene: STK39
Product: serine threonine kinase 39
Exons: 20
Coding region: 1-1509 (502 amino acids)
Biological process (GO): protein phosphorylation
Molecular function (GO): protein serine/threonine kinase activity; ATP binding
Source: RefSeq, a predicted model, not a curated record
AUGGACUUUCUUCAGUCCUGGAAGAGAGUCACUAAACCUCAGGCAAAAUACAGUCUCACAGAACUUAAGCAAGUGAUAGGUAGCGGUGCUACAGCAGUUGUCCAGGCAGCACUAUGCAAACCCAGGCAAGAACGCGUAGCAAUAAAGAGGAUCAACUUAGAAAAAUGCCAAACCAGUAUGGAUGAAUUACUUAAAGAAAUUCAAGCAAUGAGUCAAUGCAAUCACCCCAAUGUGGUGACCUAUUACACAUCUUUUGUGGUGAAGGAUGAACUUUGGCUGGUUAUGAAGCUGUUAAGUGGGGGUUCAAUGCUAGAUAUAAUAAAGUAUAUUGUCAACAGAGGAGAACACAAAAAUGGUGUCCUUGAAGAACCCAUAAUUGCAACAAUUCUUAAAGAAGUUUUGGAGGGCUUAGACUAUCUACACAGGAAUGGGCAAAUUCACAGAGAUUUGAAGGCUGGCAACAUUCUUCUGGGUGAAGAUGGCUCUGUACAAAUAGCAGAUUUUGGCGUUAGUGCAUUUUUAGCAACGGGAGGUGAUGUUACUCGUAACAAAGUAAGGAAAACGUUUGUUGGUACUCCAUGCUGGAUGGCCCCUGAAGUAAUGGAGCAGGUGCGAGGUUAUGACUUCAAGGCUGAUAUGUGGAGUUUUGGAAUAACAGCCAUUGAGUUAGCAACAGGAGCAGCACCUUAUCAUAAAUACCCUCCUAUGAAAGUGUUAAUGCUGACGCUUCAGAAUGACCCUCCUACUUUAGAGACAGGUGUAGAAGACAAGGAGAUGAUGAAAAAGUAUGGCAAAUCCUUUAGAAAACUAAUUUCCUUAUGCCUUCAGAAAGAUCCUUCCAAAAGGCCCACAGCAGCAGAACUUUUAAAAUGCAAAUUUUUCCAGAAAGCCAAGAAUAGAGAAUACCUGAUUGAAAAACUUCUCAUUAGAACGCCUAACAUAGCACAAAGAGCAAAAAAGGUCAGACGAGUACCAGGUUCCAGUGGUCACCUCCAUAAAACAGAAGAUGGGGACUGGGAAUGGAGUGAUGAUGAAAUGGAUGAGAAAAGUGAGGAAGGCAAAGCUGCUGUUUCUCAGGAAAAGUCACGAAGAGUAAAAGAAGAGGAGAACACAGAGGUAAAAAUUGAGGCGGGAGGUUUGGUAGAGGACCCUGAGGUACUCUGUAUGCAUGAUACACAGCCUCAGCCGGCUGUUAGUGACGAAUAUAGUGAAGUUCCAUGUGCAGUGAAUCUUGUCUUAAGAUUAAGGAACUCCAGGAAAGAACUUAAUGACAUACGAUUUGAGUUUACUCCAGGUAGAGACACAGCAGAUGGCGUUUCUCAGGAGCUGUUCUCUGCAGGCCUGGUUGAUGGCCAUGAUGUAGUUAUAGUUGCUGCUAACUUACAGAAGAUAGUAGAUGAUCCAAAGGCCUUGAAAACUUUGACUUUUAAGUUGGCCUCUGGCUGUGAUGGCACUGAGAUUCCCGAUGAAGUGAAACUGAUUGGGUUUGCUCAGUUAAGUGUCAGCUGAUGUCUGUCCCUUGACCCCAAGCUGAAUUGUGAGAUUGCGAAGAGUCCGGCUUAGAUGCAAAGGAAAAUUAAUGCACCACACACUGAGUUCCGCUUCAUUCUCUAGCAAUUCACAAAGUCAGAACAAGCGAAGCCCACAGCUACACCGCUGCUGCUAACAUUCAAAAUGCUACUAAAUGUCUCUUAGCAGUUGAUUUGGAUUCCCCCUAAGUGAAAAGCCUGUGGAAAUGCACUCAGGUGGAUCUAUUUAUUGGUUACAAAAGGAAUUUUCUAUCAAGCUUACUUCUUUCAUAAACUUUGAGUGAUACUAUUUUAUCUGUACUUGUGGUUGAUAAUACUGCCUCUGUUCUGUUAUAUUUAGAAAUUAACAUACAUAUAAAAGUUAAGAAUUAUUAGCCAAACUUGAAUUCUAGUUUUAAAACUGACUGUGAAUUUUAUUUUUCAUAUAUUUAUGCAUUACACAUCCUAGUAAUAAGAAAAUGAUUUGACUUGAUUAUGUGCUACUUGCAGUUAAUCUCCCAUUAUUUAAAAAAGUUUCAGGUAUAUCUUUGAAGUAUUUGGUAACUUCGAGGGUUUUGGUUUUUUUAAUUAAUUAGGCAUUAGAAAGCUUUUGUUGGUUGUGUGUUUAAAAACCAGUCCACAAACUGAUUGUCAAGGGAGUGGGAGGUGCCUUGCAGACAUUAAUGUUUUAAGAAUGUGCCUGAGGCUGCUUAAAUAAAUAAUCUCCAUUUUCUAGAAGUAC